Messenger RNA from Galeopterus variegatus (Sunda flying lemur), 1753 nucleotides. It is a transcript of the gene MNS1, whose product is annotated as meiosis-specific nuclear structural 1. The record is from RefSeq and is a predicted model, not a curated record. Gene Ontology annotation, biological process: cilium organization. Gene Ontology annotation, cellular component: motile cilium. NCBI's taxonomy places the organism in Eukaryota, Metazoa, Chordata, Mammalia, Dermoptera, Cynocephalidae. The transcript is spliced from 10 exons. The coding region runs from base 79 to 1566 and encodes 495 amino acids.
UGCCGCCAGGUGCAGCAACCUUUGCUGCGGGAGGUGGUGGCCGGGGGAGCCGGCGAGGAGCAUUUUUCGUCAGCCAAGAUGGCUUCCAAAAGGAGAAUUUUGAGCUUUAGUGAAAGGCGUCAGAAAUUAGUAGAUGAAAACUAUCGCAAAAAAUUGCAUGUUCAAGCGCUGAAAAAUAUAGAGAGUCAAAUCAGGAACCAAAUGGUGCAGGGUGAAAUUGAUGACCGAAUUGAGCGCAGGAGAUUCCUCAGAUUAUUACAGAAUGAGCAAUUUGAAUUGGAUAUGGAAGAGGCCAUUCAAAAGGCAGAAGAAAACAAGAGAUUGAGGGAACUCCAGCUUGCACAAGAAGAAAAAUUAGCUGAGGAAUUGGCAAAACUAAAACACGAAAGUCUAAAGGAUGAGAAGAUGAGGCAACAAGUAAGAGAAAACAGUAUUGAGCUCAGAGAAUUGGAGAAGAAAUUAAAAGCAGCUUACAUGAAUAAAGAAAGGGCGGCUCAGAUUGCUGAAAGGGAUGCCAUUAAAUAUGAGCAAAUGAAACGUGAUGCUGAAAUAGCCAAAACCAUGAUGGAAGAACAUGAGAGAAUAAUAAAGGAAGAGAACGCUGCAGAAGACAAACGAAACAAAGUAAAAGCACAGUACUAUCUUGACUUAGAGAAACAACUUGAAGAACAAGAACAAAAAAAGCAGGAAGCUUAUGAACAGUCGCUGAAAGAGAAACUCAUGAUUGAUGAAAUUGUUAGGAAAAUCUGUGAAGAAGAUCAAUUGGAAAGACAACAAAAGUUAGAAAAAAGGAAUGCAACCCGAAGGUAUAUAGAAGAGUUUCAGAAACAGCAGGCUCUCUGGAGAAAAAAGAAACGUGAAGAGAUGGAAGAAGAAAACAGAAAAAUCAUAGAAUUUGCUAACAUGCAGCAGCAAAGAGAAGAAGAUCGGAUGGCAAAAGUUCAAGAAAAUGAGGAAAAAAGGCUACAGCUUCAGAAUGCGCUGACUCAGAAGUUGGAAGAAAUGCUACGGCAACGUGAAGAUUUGGAACAAGUGCGACAAGAAUUAUACCAGGAAGAACAAGCUGAAAUAUAUGAGAGAAAACUAAAAGAAGAAGCAGAAGAGAAAUUGAGAAAGCAAAAAGAGAUGAAGCAAGAUUUUGAAGAACAAAUGGCCUUGAAGGAACUAAUACUACAGGCUGCAAAAGAGGAAGAGGAGAUCUUUAGAAAAACUAUGCUAGCUAAAUUUGCUGAGGAUGAUCGAAUUGAAUUAAUGAAUGCUCAGAAACAAAGAAUGAAGCAACUGGAACACAGGAGGGCUGUGGAAAAACUUAUUGAAGAGCGUCGCGACCAGUUCCUUGCAGACAAACAACGUGAACUGGAAGAAUGGCAGUUGCAGCAAAGAAGACAAGGAUGUAUUAAUGCAAUUAUUGAAGAAGAAAGGCUAAAACUUCUCAAAGAACAUGCUACAAAAUUACUAGGAUAUCUCCCUAAAGGAGUAUUUAAAAAAGAGGAUGAUAUUGAUAUGCUUGGCGAAGAGUUUAGGAAAGCAUAUCAGACAAGGAGUGAAAUUUAUGAAGAGAAGUGAAGAAUCAUCAAGAUUUGGUAAAACCUGGAUUCUUUUGUAUGUUACCACUAGAUGUCAGCAUAACUUUUGUUUUACAGUUAGUUCAGUGACAGUAGCAAUCCACUGUCUAUUUGGAUUUUCUGAACAUCAGAGUAUUUCAUAAUAUGUAAACAAUUAGAUAAAAAAUUAAUAUUUAGCUGCAAAAUUA